AUGAAAUUCUUCUUGGACGAAACGUGUCAGGUGGUUUUCCCAGGUGCUGUCAUUUACGGCGUGUUUUGCAUAGAAGAUGGCAUUGAUUCAAGCUGUAAUAAGUCACGGAAUAAUUUUGUUUUAUAGUUCUUAGUUUUAAAUUUCUCUACACUGUUGACCAUAGGUGAACCAGUCAUAAAGGCCAGUGGAUUUACACGUAUAUGGAAACCGGGCACUAAUAGUGAAAUCGAAGAAUAUUCAAUUUUCUUCGAAGACAAAGUUGUACUGAGCUUAGAUGCAGACCUCACUGAUUUAUCAUUAGACGACGAAACCAGAGGUAGAUAAAUAUUUAUUAAUUUGCCUCUUUUAAUUUAUUUGUUUCAUUAAUUCCUAGGUUAUCCCAACAAAUUUAAGUUUCAUCUGGUUUUACCAAACAAUUUGCCACCAUCACACGAAGUACCCUUUGGCCAUACAAGGUAUAAACUGGAAACGUAUUAUAACGAUCAAACUAUUUUUAAAUACUUCAGUGUUAACCAAUGGGUAGGUUUGUUAAAACAAAAUAACUCUGUAGUAAGUAAUAACGUUUUUAUUGAUGUGAAUUCUAAUUAGUAAGUAUCUUUUUAAAAAUUAUUUAAAUAGGUAAAACACAAAACAUUUGCUGUACCAUUAUUCAAUGUUUGCCAAUCAAUUGAUGUGUUAUUAAACUUAGAUCAGACACAUUAUUUACCCGGAGAAACGGUUUUUGUAGCAGCUAUAAUAACAAAUAGCUCAUGGAAGGAUGUGAUUUUCUCCAAAAUAUACAUUAUUCAAGCAAGUUUCUUUUUUUAAAAAAAAAAAAACGGAUUGUGUAUUAUAUUGAGUUCAUGGCAUCAUUGAAAUAUUUUGGAACAGCUAUUUUAUUAAUUUAUUUGAUUUGGUUAUUAUUUUAAAAUUAAAACUUAUAUUAUUAAAAUAAUAAUUGGAUAUAUUAUUUUUAUAGACUACAAAGUAUUGGAAGUCUUAUUACUCAGUUCCAAUGAAACAUACCAGAGUAAUUGCCGAAGGAACAAGAGGUCAUCUAUCUAGGGGAUGUUCGCAAAUAUGGGAAAAUGAGCCAUUAUAUAUACCAGCAGUCAUUCCUACUACAAAUACAUCCAAUAACCCAUUCAACUUUUUUGAAAUAAAGUAUAAAUUAAAGGUGAAAAAAUUCAUCUUUUAACACAAAAUUAAAAAUAACCACACAUUUACUUUUAACUUCAUAUAGGUUAUUCAAUUUAAAGAAACAUAAACUAUAUUUCACUAUCAGUGGAAACAAUAAAUACUUAAUAAUUAUAUAACAAAUUAAUACUUAUAGCAGCGGUUCCUAAAUCUUUUGGUUCACUCCACCCUAAAAAUAAAUAAUUGCACCUCCCAUGAAUAAAUUGCAAAUUUGUUUUGUUUAAGUAUUCAAACAUUUGUGACAAAAUAAUUCAACCAUAAAUAUUAAUUAAUUUCAAUAAAUUAAAAAUAUUUUUAUUUUAUGAAAAAAAAGAACAAUGACUAUUAGUAUUUAACCUUAAUAUGAAUAAUGUUCUUGUUUUUUAUUCAAUAAUUCUUCCAAAUUAGGUAACAGCUACACACAUUGUUUAUUGAGAAUUUUUUUCCUUUUUAAAUAAGAGUAAACGUAAAAUAAAUGUUUAUACUGCACACACCUCAUGUACCACUAAUUCACAACUACUACUACUGCUAUUAUCAAACAAUAUAUAUGUAUAUAAUAUAUUGGUCACUAUUAAAGACCGGAUUUAUGUUUUUACAUAUCGUUACUGAGCUUAUGCAGUCUUAUGAGAGUAAAAAAUGUCGACGAUUCAUUCAAUUCUGAAAUCAUAGGAAAAAGUUUCUUAGCAUGUAUGGAGAAUAUUUAAUGGGUUAAUGAAAACAGUGCUUGGAAAAUAUAUAUUUUGAAAAUUUACAAUUUUUUUUUUUCGUAUCAUUUUGAUAAAAAGGUUUAUUGUUAUAGUACCUUACUAUUUUGAGUUAUCAUUGUAGCGUAAUUUUUAAGUUUUUAAAAAUUAAAUUAGGUAUCUAUAUUAUAUUUUUACUCAUACUUAAGUGCACUAUUAUUCUAUUUUAAUAAGAAAGUAUCACUAAUUAUUUAUGAAAUGUUGUAAAAAAAAAAAUUGCAUGUUAAAGCAUAUAUUGAUGUUUAUUGAUUAUUUUUGCAUAUUUUUUCAAUUUACUAAAAGAAUAUAAUGAGAUUUUUUUAAGAUUUUUCAGAGAAUAUUAGCAUUCUAUUUUGGGUAUUAUACAGAAUAUAAAUCCGGUCUUUAAUCAUUAUGAUUCGAGAAUAUUUGGGUGACAAAAUAAUACUGGGUUUUCAUUUAAUAAACUUAAAAGAAAUUAUCGUUGAUCUAAAAAUAUCAAUAUUUACCUUGCUCCUCACAGUUUGGGAAUCGCUGGUCUAUUUAUACUUAUAGUAUUACUCUUAAGUACUUAACUUAAUAUUUUACAAUAUUUUUUUUCCAAGGUAUAAUGUAAAAAUAGUUUUCAUUUUAGAUAUCUAUUUUUAAAAUAAAAGAUCAGUUUUUGUUGUAUUAAUUUAUGUUAUUUCCGCAUAUUUAAAAAAUGUAUAAAAUAAGUUUCACGUAAUUUAUUUACAGCUACAGAUUGUUUUAAAAAAUUCUAAAAAGAAAAUUGUAUUGAAACAAAAAUUAUUUAUUGGCAACUGGAAUAAGAGUAAAAACACCAAUAUUAAUAACAGCAAAAAAUAUAUAAAUAACGUAGUACUAAAUAAUGAUCUACCAUAUGGUAAGUAAUUCAUAAUAAAAUAACUUCUAAAUAAUUACUUUUAAAUGUAAAAAAAAAAAAAUAAUAUAUAAUUAGUCCACAUUUUAUUUUUGGAUAAUUGUAAUUUAAAUAUUUAUAAUGUAAAAAGCUAAGUACAGACCUAAAAUUUAUGAUCCUCUUUAAAUUUUAUUAUUUGUGUUUGAACUUCAAUUUCAACCUAAAGGCCACACUUUGUGUUCUAAGUAAUGCCAUUUUGUUGCUGCCCAUUAGACUAAGACAGUAAAUUAUAAAUCUCUUAAUGAAAUAAUUUUUAUAAUCAAACAGCUAAAUAAAAGUAAAAAUGUAUUUCUCAAGUUCAUAAUGUUCGAAAUUGAUUUCAAAAGUCUGAAUUUGUGUACAUUUUAUUUUUAAGUUUGAUGUCUUUAAUACUAUAUAUAUAACAGAAAUGUUAUUUCAGAGUCAGUCGUUUAGUUUAAAAUAUUUAUAUAAUUUAAGUAUAUAUAAUAUGAUUACUGAAUUCAAUGUGGUAAUAAUAUUGAUUAUUAUAACCAUCUGGAUGAAAUUAUUUUUCAGAAAUUACAGCUGAUGAAUGUUCUUUGAUUAAGCAAGAAAACAGUGAAUUUAUACCGAAGUAUAUAAUGUAUGAAACAAGUCAAAUAUAA
Molecule: messenger RNA, 3383 nt
Organism: Cinara cedri
Lineage: Eukaryota; Metazoa; Arthropoda; Insecta; Hemiptera; Aphididae
Source: the annotation of a GenBank genome assembly